ACUUCCGAACCUGGCGAGGAGUUGGGGUUGUGGGCUUCACGCCCACUCCAUGUGCGCGGGGGCUGGUUCCAGCCCCCGUGAGACUGAGGGAAUCCUGGCCGCGUCGUCAACCCAGCCAGCCAGUUGGGUGGCUGGGGGGCAUAGCCUGCCCUAUUUAGGGCCGGCGCGGCCGGGGCUCGCCCUCUUUUCACCUCGCCAGCCAUCCCGCUUUGGUUUGUAUUAAGGUUGUUUUGUCUCUUGCUUACCUUUUCUUUAGGCUGUGUAUCUCAAUUCCUUCGGUGAUCGAUUUUCACUUGGAUUUACCCGCGCAUCGGUGUUGUGCCUCCCAUCGGAUUGCCUGCUUCAAGCCCACCCGUGUUCCAGGCAGCGGCUUCGGCAGCCAGAGCCAUUUAGCUCCGGAACAGCAGGGCUGAAACCGCGCUGGAAAACCCCAUCGACCGGGUGUUCCCUUCUCUCUGGGUGGCUUCUCUGCAGCGGAGCUUUGCGGAACGCGGUUUGCACGUUCAGCGCCAGCCCAUCGCCGUUUAGUCCUUUUACUUGGAAGCGCACAGCUCGCCCGACGGAUCAGGAUGGCUUUUUUUCUAAAAGGAAAAAAGAAAAACAAGAUCUACCCCUCAUAUGAGGAUGAGGCCCCUGCCCUACUGCCGGCAUUGGCGAAGCCUUCAACAUCAGCCACAGAGGGCAGGAGGAAAGAUCAAGUUGCACGCAAAAACAAGAUCUACCCCUCAUAUGAGGACGAGGCCCCUGCCCUACUGCCGGCAUUGGCAAAGCCUUCAACAUCAGCGGCAGAGGCCAGACCGGCAGAGGCCAGACCCCUAGUCUUGCCAGGGCUGGUGAAGCCCCAGACCAGCAAGCAAGACCCAAGCCAGCAGCGGCCCUCAAAAAAGAAGAGCCUCGAGGACUCUGGGCCAGCGCUCCCAGAACUCUCUGAUGAAAACUUUGAGUACUUGUGGAUGGGUAAGAAGAUCCUGGGAGGAAGAACCAUCAGAGAAGCCUUGGAGAUGAUGGAUGAAAGGGAGAUUUUGGACACCAUCCUCCAACACCUCCAGCCACCUCCCCAGAACGCCCUCUAUAGAUACUAUGGACUCAAGCUGCGGGAUUCCAGGAGCGCAGAGACAGUCCACCAGUACCUGCACUUACUCCUGACGUUGCCUCUCGAAGAGGAAGCAGACAGAGAGGAGGUUAUCAAAGAGGAGCCGAUGGCAUCGCUCACCAUAUUACACCAAGCGAUGGAAACUAUCAUUCGCAUGACUGCCUUGAGACCACGCAUGGACCCCCUGCUCCGGUCUCAGCUGCUACAAAAAACCAUCAGGAAGGUCUUCCAAUUGCCAUCAUUGCAGGUUACGAAGGUCAAAGCCGGGAGCUCUGUGCCAGCAACACAGAGCCAGGACUGCUUUCAAGAGACCAUCUACAUCUGGCUCAACAUGCUCACCAGCUUGCUGUCGGAGGCCCCCUCUCUGGAGACGCUGCAGGAGAUAUUAGUGCACACAAAUGGCUGGAUUGACUCCACAAAAAUCAGUGAGAGGCAAAGAGCAGUCAAGACCACCAACGUACUCAUGAAAUAUGUCUCCGAGCAUUUGGACUUUGAUGUGAGUGACCAAGGCUUAACGCUGCAAUUUCAAAUCGUAUUGCGUUGGAAAGUUCAGGUGUGAACUAGAUGAAAGCUGUAUGGCAUGGCCAUCCCAGGGGAAGGUGCCAGCCAGUGCUAUUUUUCUAGAAAAAGAGGUGCCAGGACUCACCAUGAACUCACCUCCCUCAUUCUCUUAUAAUGGCAAUAGCGCCCACCUGAGAGGUGCCAGUGUUAGCUAUUUGCAGUAUAGUAG
This is a messenger RNA of Podarcis raffonei (Aeolian wall lizard), 1823 nucleotides long. RefSeq lists its product as uncharacterized. NCBI's taxonomy places the organism in Eukaryota, Metazoa, Chordata, Lepidosauria, Squamata, Lacertidae. The record is from RefSeq and is a predicted model, not a curated record. The transcript has 8 exons. Bases 570 to 1652 code for a protein of 360 amino acids. Gene Ontology annotation, cellular component: cytoplasm.